AGUUCAAGACCACAUACUCACGCAUUGAUUUCUCAAUCUCAUCCUUAAAGCGGGGAUAAGAGGAGAAAGAAGUUGUAGGCGGAGGAAGCCAUAAAGCAACCUCCAUGAAUGCAUCACCAGCUUACGCACUGCAUUGACUGCUCCACGCUGUUUAUCAAACUUAAGAAAGAAGUUUUAUCAUUCUGACUACAUAUAUAUAUAUAUAUACACACACACACACACAGCCCCAUAUAAAUUUUUGAUUCACUGUUUACUCCUUCAAUGUCUUCUUAUACCAGACCAAACUCAUCUCAGCAGUCAUAUGCCCCUUCUGCACCAUCCCUGCCGGACUCUUUUGACCAGCAGCAGAACCACGCAUAUGAUAGUCCUCCUCCAAGUGAUUACAUGCGGCAGCAGCAUCAACCGUCGCCUUCUUAUGCGGCAGGAUAUGGACGGAGCGAGUACUCUUAUGGGUACUCUGGUUUUCCACAGGGAACACAUCCAGAUGUGAUUAGGAGCUUUCAGAUGGUGGAUAGGGACAGGAGUGGAUAUAUAGAUGAGAACGAGUUGCAACAAGCUCUCUCUUCUGGAUACCAGCGAUUCAAUAUUGGGACUAUUAGGCUGCUUAUGUUUCUGUUCAAGAAUCCACAUGAUCCUCUACGAAUUGGGCCUAACGAGUUUGCUGCUUUGUGGAGUUGUCUUGGUCAAUGGCGAGCGAUAUUUGAGAGAUAUGAUAAAGACAGGAAUGGGAAAAUCGACUUGUUUGAAUUGAGGGAUGCUCUUUAUGGCAUUGGUUAUGCAAUCCCACCUCCUGUUCUCAAAGUACUGAUUUCCAAGUAUGAUGAUGGAAGUGGCAAAAAGAUAGAACUCAACUUUGAUGAUUUUGUUGAAUGUGGUAUGAUUCUGAAGGGUUUAACUGAGAGAUUUAAGCAGAAGGAUUCGCGUUAUACUGGUACAGCAACCUUCAAUUAUGAUGAAUUCAUGUCUAUGGUCAUUCCUUUUCUUGUAUCAUAUGAUUGAUUGUGAAACUCCCAUGUUAUGAUCUUUGUUUAGUGUGCCCCCCCCUCAUUACUCUCUAGUUCAAGAGUUGUAUUCAAUUAUUUGUUUUUUAUUUUGAUUUUUUAUUUUAAAAUUUAUAGUUUUGUUUGUAGAGGGCGGAAGAACCUGUCUGUUAAGUUAGCCGUUAUCAUUUUUUAGAAAUGUGUAUAGAGACAAUGAUAAUCUCCCAAUGCUACUAAUUCUGAAUUUUGUCCAUAAC
Manihot esculenta (cassava) is the source of this 1237-nucleotide messenger RNA. Its product is annotated as probable calcium-binding protein CML48. The record is from RefSeq and is a predicted model, not a curated record. Lineage: Eukaryota; Viridiplantae; Streptophyta; Magnoliopsida; Malpighiales; Euphorbiaceae. Gene Ontology annotation, molecular function: calcium ion binding. The coding region runs from base 262 to 999 and encodes 245 amino acids. The transcript is spliced from 5 exons.